CCAAGAUGCCCUUACGCGCUCCAACUAUGGAGAACGCGCCUGAUCCGGCUCCUUUUCCGUGGAGGGCAUUGACCGCGCAGUUGACCGCUCCCUAUCCGCCUGUGUUCCCGCUCUCGAAGUUCGAGCUCUUCCCUAAGCUCCCGAUUGAGCUACGUCUCAAGAUAUGGAAGCUGAGCAUGCCCGGACCACGUAGGGUCGAUGUCCGAUUCCUUAGCGACGGUCGCAGAGGCGAUCAUGAAUUCACUGCAGAGAUGCCUGUUCUCCUACACGUGUGCCAGGAAUCUAGACAGGAAGUGUUAAAGAAGUAUGAGGUUAUCUUCAAGCAUCCGAAAGCUUUGAACCAGUGUUACUUCAAUUUCGAACUCGACACCCUCCACAUGCUUUACAGCUCAUGCAGCCAGAAAUAUCAGUUUGUUGCCAAGUCCAAGAGCCCGGACAGCAUUAAGAAAGUACAAAAGCUAGCAAUAGAUGGAGUUAGUUGCUCGACUUUUUUCCAAAGAUCCUCUGGUUCACAUGGCAAGGCGCUCAUCCUAGAGUUUCAGAAUCUCAAGGAGCUGUCAUUCGUGGUGGAAAAUCAUAAUAUUGACGGUCCAUGUUGGUGCAGAGAUACGGACUUCUUCGACCUAGCCACACCAUACAGUCUCCGCACUCAUCACGUGCUCGAUCAGUGCCAAAGGGAAAUGUUAUAUUUCCAGGCUUUUUUAGAGGACGAGGCAGAAGAAAAGGCUGUCGAAGAGUGGCAAGUCCCUGAGAUUCUGUACAGAGGACUUUGCUUAAAGCAUCUGUCAUAUGGCGGGGCAAUUCAUCUUCCUCAAAUUCCUUAGAUGCCGGCUCAAGUUUGGAUGUUGGACGUGAUUUGAAGGAUUUGCAUACACCUUACUUUUGUCUGGAUUCGUCAGCUAUCAAGCUCACCACUUUCAUAUUGUAUGCUACGACGCUAAUGACGGGAUGGAUGGGAGCUAACCC
This is a messenger RNA of Amorphotheca resinae ATCC 22711, 966 nucleotides long. RefSeq lists its product as hypothetical. The coding region runs from base 6 to 824 and encodes 272 amino acids. The transcript has a single exon. The record is from RefSeq and is a predicted model, not a curated record. Lineage: Eukaryota; Fungi; Ascomycota; Leotiomycetes; Helotiales; Amorphothecaceae.